This is a messenger RNA of Zalophus californianus (California sea lion), 2595 nucleotides long. RefSeq names its product family with sequence similarity 163 member B (gene FAM163B). The transcript has 3 exons. Lineage: Eukaryota; Metazoa; Chordata; Mammalia; Carnivora; Otariidae. Bases 307 to 801 code for a protein of 164 amino acids. The record is from RefSeq and is a predicted model, not a curated record.
GCCGCGCGUGCGGCUCGCAGGGAGCCAGCUUGCGCGUCCCGAGCCGCGGCCGCAGCCGGAGCUAGCAGAGGGCUCCUGCCCCGGCACGCAGUCGCCUCCCGCGGGCCUCUGGGCCUCCCCAGCACCAGCCUUGCCCGCCUGGCCCCAGCAGGCGCCGCAGCCCGUGGCCUGGGCAGGAGCGGCCGCCGGUAGCUGCGCCCUGCCCGGGACGGACGCCGGACCGCCCCGUCACGUGCGCCCAAGUCCUCGGCCGGCCGGGGCAGCGCCGUUCCCAUGGUUCAAGGCUGUUGAUGGAGAAGGGGGCGGAUGACAGCCGGGACAGUGGUCAUCACCGGGGGCAUCUUGGCGACUGUGAUUCUGCUCUGCAUCAUCGCUGUUCUGUGCUACUGUCGGCUCCAGUAUUACUGCUGCAAGAAGGACGAGUCGGAGGGGGACGAGGAGGAGCCUGACUUCGCCGUGCACUCGCACCUGCCCCCGCUGCCCUGCGGCCGGAACCUCGUGCUCACCGACGGGCCGGCGCUCUACCCGGCUGCCUCCACCUCCUUCAGCCAGAAGACCCCGCAGGCGCGCACCCUCUGCCGCAGCUGCUCCCACUACGAGCCACCCGCCUUCUUCCUGCAGGAGCCCGAGGACGAGGGCGUGCGCAACGGCGGGGAGCGCGUGGCCUACCAGAGCAUCAGCCCGGAGGACGCGGAGCUGCCGCCCGGGAGCUUUGCGGGGCUGCAGGCGCUCAACCCCAACCGCCUGUCGGCCAUGCGGGAGGCCUUCUCCCGGAGCCGCAGCAUCAGCACCGACGUCUGAGCGGCCCCGCCUGCCCGACGGGUCCCCAGACCAUGGUGGGGUCCCCGGGCCGCAUCAGCCUGGCCCCGGGCCAGGACCAGGGCCCGGCCCAGCCCUCCUCGCCUCCCUGUCACCACGGGGGCCCAUGGGGGAGCUCUGCGGCUUACGGCACAGAUAAGGCCCUGUGAGCACACGCACGGCCGCCGGGGGUAGGGGCUGUGGGGCCUGGGGCUGGAAGGCAGGCAGGCACAGGCGAGGGGUGGUUCCCAGGUGUCAGGCUGCAGGGCAAGGCAGGGCUCUGGGGCGGGAGACACCGGGCUCCUGACGGGGAGGCUGCCUUUCAGUGAAGCUGCCGUGGAGCGUUGGCCCCCAGCCCGGCCCCGGGAACGUGGCCCUCCCUGGCUGCAGGACCUGACCCCGUCCCCUCCCCUCCCCGGGCCUCCGCCUUCCCACCUGUUCAAGGAGGAGGGCUGACUGCGGUGCCGCUGGCCCGGUAGCAAGUGCAGACCAAGUAUUCUGUCCUGGAAAGGGGGCCGCUGUCCCCCCCACGCCUCCCCCCACACACGCACCCCUGGCUUCCAGCGCCAGGCUGCUGAGACACUCUUUGGGCUGGCCUCACUGCAGAUGCCCAAAUGAGUUUCAGGGCUGGCCGGGCCCUCGCCAUUCACAGCGCCACCUGGCUUUUUGGUGAACGAGGGAGGCACAGAGGGAGGAAGAGGCCACGUGCCAACCACCUGCUUCAGGAGUGUCCACACCACGACACGCGCCCCCUUCUGAAGCUCUGGUGUGGUAGGCAGACGGAGCAAGGAUCAGGACCAGAAAGACCCACUAUCUCCCUGUGAGACUUGGGACAGGCCCUCCUACCCACUGGGCCUCAGCCUCCGGGAGCCCUUCAAGCUCUGGUCCCCGGGAGAGACACCCCCUGAGCUCUCCCCCCCAGUCCCUGUGGCUCAGGAGGAUCUGGGAGCGAGGCCCAUGAUCCUGCUCUUGCUCCAUGGAACCCCAACUGAGCCCACUCCCCACCAAGCUCCCAGCAGGGCCAGGGUCUCCCUGGGAGCCCACCCUCCAGCUCCCUCCCUCUGGCUGGGGAAGUGAUACCCAAUGGCCACCCCAGGGAAAUGCCCCAGACCCAGGGACCCGGGCAUGGGGAACGCAGCUCCCCCACCCAGCCAGAGGCAGUGAGCAUUUCCUUCUCUGCAGCAGGGCCCCAGAGCCCCCGGCCCUCUUGGGGCCUGCCGUGGAGCCCCCAGGGUAAGGUAGCCCCUGUCUGCCAGGGAUACAGGCCAAGCUCCUCAGCCAAGCCAUCUUCCUAAAAGCCAAACAGAUCUUUGAGGGUCCCUGAGCCUCAGGGCAACCUGAGCACCUGCCUCUUGCCGAAAGCCCCAAAGAGUGGAGUCAUCUGGAUGUGAGAAGAGUCGGGGAAGACUUAACUAUUUUUAGCUUUCUGGAUUAUUUCUCCUUCUUCCUUUGUCCUCCUGCCUCAGUUUGGACAUGCUAUUGGAAUCCAUCCCCAACUUUCCUCGCAGCCAAUCUCCCCUCCUUUGUGGAACCCCAUGAAUUUGUUUUGUGCAUCUGCUUGGGGGGUGGGCUGGGGUGGGGGGCGAGCACCAGGAGGUGACACUUCCUGUGGGCGGCUCUGUCCCGGGUUCCUCUUUCCUUCUCUGGUCUCUAUUCUCUGUAUAGAUUCAUAGAUCCCCUUGAAAUGAGAUAAGGACCCCUCCGUGUGAGCUCCCGCAGCUGCACUGUGGGGACCUGCAGGGAGCUGGUGCUCCCUGAGAAAAGCGAAAGCCAAUAAAGCUCAUCUCCGGCACCACC